AUGGAAUUCGACGAGAUAGUAAUCCAGUUGAAAGGGGAGUAUGACACUAUAAGAUUAUUUUCAGCAUGUAAAGCGAGAGCUGAAAUCCAAAUAAAAGAUUCGGGUGAUGAUAAUUCAAAUGAGAGACUUUUAGAGACCGAUUUUUCAUUGAUAGAAACCAAAUUAGAAGAUAUAUUAUCGAGGAUUACAGAAGACUCUCCUGAUUAUGCCAAAAAAUUGUCGAUGAUCACUUCAAUCCUUUACGAAAAGGCAAAAGUAUGCCUGACCAUGAAUCUACUUCCAGCAUCGAGAAACUAUUUAGAAAGAGCUUUGGAUAUCAUGCAAGGUUAUACUAACAAUCCGCAAAUAACUUUCAUUUACUUGAGAGUGGUGAACUAUCUUUCUUAUGUUUUAUCAAGAAUGGGAGAUUUCGAAACGGCAAAAAAUUUAUUAGAAAGGGUUGUUAACGAAGAAAUUAAAUGUGUCCCAAUAGUAUAUAGUACAGAAGAUUUAUUCGUGUAUUAUAAAUCAGACGAACAAUUGGCUAAAAUGAAAUUAGAGAAACUGAAAACAAAUAAUAUGCAGAUGUUAGGCUGGGUUUACGGUAAAUUGGGUUUGACGCAUCUUUACGCCGAAACCAUACAUAAUAGUCUACAGAAAGAACUCAACAUUAAUGAUAGUGACCCUAUUAAUUGGUCAAUCAGAUGUUAUAGAUUAGCCUCAUUGUUUAUUGUGAAAGGUAAAUGGGAGAACGCGAGAUAUCAUCUAACUGCCGCGCAAACUAUAUUAGAUCCUCUGGAGGUUAAUUUAAUUCCAAAUGAGACUUUAUUUAAAGCACAAGCGGAUUUAGCAAGAGUCUGGGUUAGUUACGGCAUUCAAUUAUUCGGACUAAGCAAGCGUUCAGUGCUAGAAAAAGUAUGGGACGAAAAUAGCGAAAUUAAUCGUCAAGAUAAAUUAAUAGACACUCACAAUUUUACAUUUGAAGGUAUGGACAUAACCGUUCCGGAUAUUCCCAUUAAAGAAAUCCGUAAUAUUCGAGAAGCUCGCGACUUAUUUACCCAUACACACAAAUGGUUGAAGCGAGCUCGUUUAUUUUACACUUUACGAGAAUAUCCUUUGCAGUACGUCAAUAUUAUCCUGGAAUUGAGCGAAUUGUACAAAUACCUCGCUUCGUACGAAAAGGAUAUCGACGCUCAGUAUGACGUACACAAAAAAAGAUUUGAAACUUUGGAAAUGUUGAGUUCGGUAGUGAGAGACGUACGACCUGGUUGUUACGCCACCGUGUGCAUGGAAAUUAUUAGAGAAAUCAUGGAUGUGCAAAUAGAAAUGAUGCAUUUAAAUCUGAAAAGAAUAUAUAAUCCGACUGAAGAUGCGCAAUUAACUGAUCAUCAAUUAAGGAAAAGAAUGGAUACGAUACAUGCUUUCACUGAAAGAAUUGAGAAAUUAUGUGAUAUUGAAAAUGUUAGGGAGGCGUUUUUAAUUAGAGAAAUUAACGAAGCACAGGAAGAAUCGUCUUUAUCUGAUAUAGAAAUUGGAGUAAGUAGAAGUAAGGAACCAGAAAGAAGGACUGACGAAAAACAUGUAAAUUCAACGAAAGCUGUCGGAAAAGGUGAAGAAAAACGAAAAAAGCGUGAAUAA
Molecule: messenger RNA, 1617 nt
Organism: Diorhabda sublineata
Lineage: Eukaryota; Metazoa; Arthropoda; Insecta; Coleoptera; Chrysomelidae
Product: KIF-binding protein-like
Exons: 2
Coding region: 1-1617 (538 amino acids)
Molecular function (GO): protein binding
Source: RefSeq, a predicted model, not a curated record